This is a messenger RNA of Carlito syrichta (Philippine tarsier), 354 nucleotides long. RefSeq names its product cyclic nucleotide-binding domain-containing protein 1-like. The record is from RefSeq and is a predicted model, not a curated record. The transcript has 3 exons. NCBI's taxonomy places the organism in Eukaryota, Metazoa, Chordata, Mammalia, Primates, Tarsiidae. Bases 76 to 354 code for a protein of 92 amino acids.
UUUAUGAACCUAAAGGAAAAGAGUGAUCACUUACCCCUCAAGUAUCCUCUCGUCAGCUGCCUUUGAGCCUUCAAGAUGCCUAUAUCGUCUCUUCCAGCAGCUCUUUUAUCUCAGAUGACAGUUAUUAACAACGUGCCUCCUCCUCCACUUCGCAAUGUACCAGACUUGAAAAUGUCUAAGCGCAUUAAUUAUGGUCAGUUGAAUGCAUUAUGCCACAUUAGAGGACUACAAUACAGCCGGAGUUCGUGCACUGCCUUAUCAGCUCACAAUACAUUUAUAAAACAAUAUCCUAAAAUAUUCCUGCAUCAAAAAACCAGACUGCCUAAACUUUUCAAACAGGAGAAGCAAAGGUAA